AAUGUGAGAUGGGACUGGGAGUCCUAGUGAGAGAUAUAGGGAAGAAAAGGAAGUGAGCAGGCACAGACACUAGCAGCCUUCAGGAGUUCAAGUCUUUCGACAGCAGGAGGCUGGAAGAAAGGACAAAAGUGGCUCUGGUCGUGAUGGGGCUCUUGCUUGGCCUGCUGCUCCUGAGCAACCUACUGGUGGUCACCUAUGGCCAUCCCAUCCUGGAAGUGCCUGAGAGUGUGACAGGGCCUUGGAAAGGGGAUGUAAAUAUUCCCUGCACGUACGGUCCUCUGCAAGGCUAUACACAAGUCUUGGUAAAGUGGCUGGUAGAACGUGGCUCAGACCCAGUCACCAUCUUUCUACGUGACUCCUCUGGAGACCAUAUCCAGCAAGCAAAGUACCGGGGCCGCCUGCAUGUAAACCAUGAGGUUCCAGGAGAUGUGUCCCUCCAACUGAAUACCCUGGAGAUGGAUGACCGGAGCCACUACACAUGUGAAGUCACUUGGCAGACCCCUGAUGGCAACCAAGUCGUGAGAGAGAAGAUCAUUGAACUCCGGGUCCAGAAACUUUCUGCUUCCAAGCCCACAGUGACGACUGGCAGUGGCUAUGGCUUCACAGUACCCCAGGGAAUGAGGAUUAGCCUUCAAUGCCAGGCUCAGGGUUCUCCUCCUAUCAGUUAUGUUUGGUACAAGGAACAGACUAACAACAAAGAACCCAUCAAAGUAGGAGUCUUAAGUAACUUACUCUUCAAGCCUGCAGUGGUGGCCGACUCAGGCUCCUAUUUCUGUACUUCGAAGGCCCGAUUAGGCUCUGAGCAGCGCAGUGACACUGUGAAGUUUGUGGUCAAAGAUUCCUCAAAGCCACUCGAGCCCAAGAUUAAGUCACCUUCAACCAUGCAAUCCCCCUUGGAAGCAACAUCCACAAUGAACUCAUCCUGGGGCUGGACCACUGAAGUGGAUGGCUACGUUGGAAAGACAAGUGCUGGGCUAGGAAAAGGCCUGCCUAUCUUUGCCAUAAUUCUCAUCAUCUCCUUAUGCUGUAUAGUUGUCACCACCAUGACUUAUAUCAUGGUCUGCCGGAAGACACCACAACAAGAGCAUGUCUAUGAAGUGGCCAGGGUGCAUGCCAGGGAUGCCAGUGACUCUGGUGAAACCAUGAGGGUGGCCAUCUUUGCAAGUGGCUGCUCCAGUGAAGAGCCAGCUUCCCAGACUCUGGGCAACAACUACUCUGAUGAGCCUUGCCUGGGCCAGGAGUACCAGAUCAUCGCCCAAAUCAACAGUGACUACGCUCGCCUGCUGCACACAGUUCCUCCGGAUUAUGAGCUUCUGGCCACCAAGGGCGAGAAUGUCUGCUAAAAAUGUCCUACUGGGCCAGGGUCUGUUGAUAUACUUGCCUAUUCAGCCCUGGUAUUCUGCAUGGCCCCUAUCCCUGCUUUCUUUCUUCCUGGAUAAUCCAAAGUGUCUUCCUUGCCAACAUUGGGGCUGCUAGGAAUGACUGGCUUUAUUUAAGAACUUGCCAUAUGCACCCUAGGCAAGCCUGCUACUGGGUCAUGCCAUAGGCCCUUCUAGUAUCCCUACCUGGAGCUUUCAUUGCUUCUCUCCAAACAGCAGAGGGAAGUGCCUGUAGCACUAGGACUUGGUCAUCAUGCCUCUGGACACCACUCAACUUUGGCCUCUUACAACUGAACGACAGAGGGAGGUUCAGCUCUGCCAGCUCAGGAGCCCAGUUGGGUUCAGGAUCACAUCCCUUUCUCUAGUGCCAGAUAGCUUUUAAUUGAGAUUGUCAUGUAACAGGCCAGGGUUCAGUUCUGCUCCUGUACCAUGAAUCUAGGGCUCUGGUAUUCUUUUGAUGUUCAAUAAAUAUCUACACAUAAUA
This is a messenger RNA of Hippopotamus amphibius kiboko, 1863 nucleotides long. It is a transcript of the gene VSIG4, whose product is annotated as V-set and immunoglobulin domain containing 4. NCBI's taxonomy places the organism in Eukaryota, Metazoa, Chordata, Mammalia, Artiodactyla, Hippopotamidae. The record is from RefSeq and is a predicted model, not a curated record. Bases 144 to 1343 code for a protein of 399 amino acids. Gene Ontology annotation, biological process: negative regulation of macrophage activation; negative regulation of complement activation, alternative pathway; negative regulation of T cell proliferation. Gene Ontology annotation, molecular function: complement component C3b binding. The transcript has 8 exons.